Molecule: messenger RNA, 705 nt
Organism: Beauveria bassiana ARSEF 2860
Lineage: Eukaryota; Fungi; Ascomycota; Sordariomycetes; Hypocreales; Cordycipitaceae
Product: ankyrin repeat protein
Exons: 1
Coding region: 1-705 (234 amino acids)
Molecular function (GO): protein binding
Source: RefSeq, a predicted model, not a curated record
AUGCUGGCCGCUGAAAACGGACAUCCGAGAGUUGUGGAGGCUCUUCUUGACACCGGCAAAGUGGACGUCAACUCCAAAAACAUUGCACGCGAAUCUGCACUACUGCUGGCCUCUGAGGGUGGCCAUAUCGAGGUUGUCAAGGUUCUUCUCUCUUGUGAUGGAUUGGACGUGAAAGAUUGUGAUGGGGAUUCUGCAAUCAUGCUGGCCGCCAACAACGGACAUUUGAGAGUUAUGGAGGCUCUUUUUGAUACCAGCAAAGUGGAUGUCAGCUCCAGAAGCUUGCGAUUCAAGGCUGCACUAUUGCUGGCCACUUCAAAAGGUCACCCAGACGUCGUCAAGAUUUCUGUUGAUCGUGGCAGAGCGGACGUGAAUUUGCGUGAUACAUCUCCUCUGGGCAUGCCCGCAUUUCUAUAUGCCAUCGAAGCAGGACAUCUGGAACUUCUUCAGGUACUUGUGGACAUUGCUCGAGUGACCGUGAAAUCUAAGCACGGAGACGCAGGUACAGCCAUCGCGUUGGCCAUUCAAGAAAAAAAUGUUGAAAUUAUCAGCUACCUUCUCAAAACUAGUCAGCUUUCUAAGCUUAGACCGCCCGAAGCUGAUGGGCUAUCUAGGUUGGGAUUUGGCAAGGCUUCAAAGGAUACAUGGCCGCCCAGUUUUCAAUGCAACGAAACGUUCAAUCAUCGAAGAAUAUGGAUAUAUAAAUAA